Messenger RNA from Prunus armeniaca (apricot), 1341 nucleotides. NCBI's taxonomy places the organism in Eukaryota, Viridiplantae, Streptophyta, Magnoliopsida, Rosales, Rosaceae. The record is from the annotation of a GenBank genome assembly.
AUGGAUGAAUCGUUUUUGCUAAUGCUCUCAAAUCUCCUCCACCUCCACAACUCCAUCGACCCAACAACCUCCCUCCUCUCUACCACCACCACCUCCUCCCCCUCCCCCACCUCCUCCUCCUCCUCCUCCACCCCAACCUCUCUCCUUACCUCUUCCUCCGCCGCCCCUCUCCUCUUCUUCACCAUCGCCUCCGUCCUCUCCUUCAUCGCCACCUCCCGCCCCAAACCCUCCCCCGCCACCGCCUCAACCUCCGGCGGCACCUCCUCGGCCACCGCCUCCGCUAUGUCCGUCUCCGCCUUUCGAGCCCUCGCCACCGAGCACAUCUGGUCCCUCGAAGCCCCUCUCCGCGACGCCCAGUGGCGUUCCCUCUACGGCCUCUCCUACCCCGUCUUUACCACCGUCGUCGAGAAGCUCCGGCCUCACAUCGCCCUCUCCAACCUUUCCCUCCCUUCCGACUACGCUGUCGCCAUGGUCCUCUCCCGCCUCUCCCAUGGCUUCUCUGCGCAAACCCUUGCCUCCCGCUACUCCCUCGACCCUUACCUCGUCUCCAAGAUCACCAACAUGGUCACCCGCCUCCUCGCCACCAAGCUCUACCCGGAGUUCAUCAAGAUCCCGGUCUCCCGCCGCAGACUCAUCGAGACCACCCAGGCUUUCGAGGAGCUCACAUCGCUUCCCAACAUGUGUGGCGCCAUUGACGGAAGUCCAAUCAAGCUCCACAAGCACAACUUGCCUGGAAACUACAAAUGCAAAUAUGGGUACCCUUCGGUUUUGCUCGAAGUUGUGGCUGAUCACAAGAAAAUCUUCUGGGAUGUGUGUGUCAAAGCUCCAGGAGGCACAGACGACGCAACCCAUUUUAGAGAUAGUCUUCUGUAUAAUAGGCUGACUUCUGGUGAUAUUGUUUGGGAUAAGGUGAUCAAUGUGAGGGGUCACCAUGUGAGGCCUUACAUUGUUGGGGACUGGUGCUAUCCCUUGCUGUCUUUUUUGUUGACACCCUUUUCCCCAAAUGGGAUGGGAACUCCUGCACAGAACCUGUUCGAUGGAAUGCUUAUGAAGGGAAGGUCUGUUGUGGUUGAAGCAAUUGGAUUGCUGAAAGGGAGGUGGAAGAUUCUGCAGGACCUCAAUGUGGGUCUUAAUCAUGUGCCCCAGACAAUUGUUGCUUGUUGUGUGUUGCAUAAUUUGUGCCAGAUUGCGAGAGAGCCUGAACCGGAGCUCUGGAAGGACCCUGAUGAGAGUGGGGCGCCACCGAGGGUGCUUGACAGUGAGAAGUCGUUUUACUACUUUGGGGAAAGCUUGAGGCAAGCAUUGGCUGAUGAUUUGCAUCAGAGGCUUUCGUCGAGAUAG